UAGAAUAGCUCACUAUUGUGGUUCUUUAUCACUUUUUUGCAAUGUAAUUACCAAAUAUUUGUGAUUAUAUGUGAAUACUUUUGCUGCAAACCUAAAUUCAGGAAUGUAUGACAUGUAGUAUUUUACAAAUACGUUUGGACUGGGAGAAUGAUAUUUUCUGUGUUUUAGGGAUGAAAUGAUGGUAGCGGUCGGAAUCUUUGGAGCGCUUUGUAGCUCUCUGACCAUUAAACUGAUAAUCCUCUGCUGCUUUGUGGUGCUCUCCCAUACCCAGCCUCCACCCUCUCUCUCCCUUCCAGUCCAAAUCUCUGUCCUUCCCCCAUGGCACUCUCUCACCGUGUCUCAGGCUGAGCUGAGCCUCCUCUUUACCAACUCCAGCCCUUUCUCCUUUACACAGUCUCUACUGCUCAUGCAUCCUAUAGGAAUUAACUCUAAACCUGUCCUCCAUGCUACUUUUGGUUCUUACUCUGUGACUCAGCUUGUUUCCGAACCUUUAGCUCAGUUUUCUGUACCUCUUGUCGCAUAUCUGCUUUCCAAAGCAGUUGACCAAAAAUGGGAGGAUGAAGGAGGGGAAGUUUUUACAGUCAGAGUGUUGUUCCACAUGAAAGGUGACUCAAGCAAAAGAACAUGUGCAACGCUUCAUGCUUUCAAACAGACAGAGGAGCAGAAAGCAUCCUGCAUUGCCCAGCCUCCUCUAGGGCUAUGUGUGGUCACCAUGACUUUACCCAAAGACUGGUUUAAGCCUGAUCAGACUGCUCAGUUAUACCAGAGCCAAAGAUUCAGACAACACCAUCCAUACAGACUCCGGUCCCAUAACCACAGCCCAUGGAGAAAGAACUUCCCAGCAUCUCUCAGGGCCAAACCUGGUUUUCAAAGUGAUAUGAUACAGCUCUACUACUCUUCCAUCGGCAGUGUCACCAACCAUAAGAUAUCACCUCCAAGAUGUGUGGCAGACAAGCAGUCACAGAGAAAUCUAUACUACAUUGGAUCUGUGGAUCUUCCAGAUAAAGAAACCAAAAGUAAUAAACAAAUGCAAGGUUUUUCUUGCUCCAGUGAGCUUGAACAGGAUGAGCAAUGGCUGAAUUCAGAUGUACUGAUUUACCAUAACAAGGGGCCUGUGCGAGCUGGACAACCAGUUGGAGUCUCAUUAAACAUAAGGGCAAAUUUUAGUGGAGAUUUCUUCAUUGUGAAGCUUAAAGUGAAGAAAGGGUUACUGUCAUUACAAGCCCAUCCUAACAAAAACUCUCACCUGUGGGCUGUUAAAGUGGAGAAGACCUCAGGCGCCAAACAUGAUACAAUUUCAAUAAGCUCUCAGAGAACUGGUACUGUUCUAGAGAGAAGUGGCACCUCGGCUCUGCAACUGGUGGCCUGUUUCUUAUUUGAGGGCUUACACAGGAACUUUGGUGUUGCAAUGACAAUUCCAGUAAACUGGUGGGUGGAGGACAGCAUGCGCAAUGAGCCAGUUUCUUCACAUGGGACAAUAACAACUUUCUUCUCCUUUUCGGACAGAGAUAUAGUGGGCAUUGCUCCCAUCACAGUGAGCAACACAAUUAUGAACACAGCCAUCUUGUCUAGCCAACCAGUUUCUCUUCCAGUCUUAGUACUAGCGGUUGGGCAGGACGGCACAGUAUCAGAUAUUACUGCGGCAGUAAAUUGUCAAUCAACCAAUGAAGACAUUGUUAAGGUAUCAAGUGAUUGCUCUGCUGCUUAUGUUGAUGGAAGUGAAUCUGGCGUGGGCAGUACCUGUGUAGAGGUGGUGUUUUCUCUGGGCAAACUCAGAGGGUCUUUAUGCCUGGCUGUUUGGACUCCAGUAGUUCCUCUCCGUAUCUCUCUCUCUGACGCUGUCCUGAGCCCCAUUGAGGGCUGGAGCUACUACACAGACAGCAGAUGCAAUCCAGUUUAUCAAAGGGCCACCAUACAAAUCCUUGCACAAUUCAGUGCCCAGUCAACCCAGGGACAACUUACCUACAUGCUUGGUUCACCUGACUGGUUUGUAGAUGUAACAGACCUGGUUCGCGAUUGCCUGAGGAUAGACAACUCUCGUGUUGCAGCUCUUCAUGAGCAAAAUUAUGUAAUUGGAUUAGAGGCUGGAGUUACUUCACUAAAUCUGAUAUCUAGUCAGUGGGAUGGUGUGCUUGGCACUGCUGAUGUCAUUGUGACCUCAGAACCUGUGGCCCCUGGUGACCUUUCUGUGCAUUUAGUUGGUGGUCUUGGUCUUUCUUUCACCCCAAGCUCUUCAAAUCCUUCUGUCAUCACAGCAACUGUGAUGUCUCAUAACACACUCUAUAACCAUGGGCAAGAAGCUUCUUUUAGUGUUUGGCUACAAUUUGGUGAUGACACUGCUACUCUGCUUUCUGCAUUUAGUGAAAUCCCUUUCUCUCUACAUUUAUCCUCACUGGCUGAGUCUGUGGUUGCAAUAACACCUGCCCCAUCGCAGCGCGUCCUUGCACAAGGAGAUGGCGGAGGGCCUCUUGUGAAAGCAGAGCUUCUGGUCUUUGCUUGUGAGCUUGUGUCUACCCACAAUGAGAUGGAUGAGAUCAAAAAGAGAGGUGGGACUCGGAAACUGGCGAAAGGAUCAGGCUGGAUAAGGGUGAACCUAGACGCAGACCUCUGGCCUCUAGAAAGUGAAGAUUCCGACUUUAGGAUAACUGAUGUAUCAGAUACAUUUGCAGAGUUAGACGCAAAUGUGUAUCGUAAUUUCGAACAGGAGCAAGCAACCCAGUCCAGUAACUAUGAUGACAAUACAAGCAAUGACAUGAUUUCCUGGGAUGACUUUGAGAAGGCAGGGUUGACACCCACCCAGGAAGAAGACGCAGUGGAUUUUAAUCCUGAUGUAGAGAAUGGUAGAGGGAACUUUGCAAAUCGAGAGUUAUUAUUUGGAGUUGGAGCUGUCUUCUGUUUGCUAUGUCUCUCUUCCCUUCUGUUCUUAGUCAAUUUCAUGCCAUGUGUGAUGAGGGAACUAGAAAAGAGACAAAGAAAAGGAAUUAGGAAACAGACUGAGGGAGAAAUCUUCACUCAGGAAGAGGAGAAUGAUGAUAAGAAAUCAGGGGAAGAUGGGACAUGGUAAGAAAAGAUGAUGACAGUGGAGCAAAAAUGAUUUUAUAAGUAACCAUCUUUCUGAGAACCACUUGUCCCUGUCUUUCUAAGACGAAAUAAACAUUUUUAGUUGUAAAUUAGAAUAAUGUGCAAUAUUGUCUCGUCAGCAGUUUAACAGAAAUACUAGAACAGACAUCUUCUCUGAUGUUUUCACACCAAACACCAAAAUCAUUUUACUCUUGUAAAUGUUUGUAGGUUACAUUUGUAGGUGACUUUAUGCUUUGUAGGUUACUUUAAAUGUGUAUUUUACAUUUUCAUGUAUAAUAAUGCAAUAAGAAAAUUUUGCUGCUUAUGCUAAUCGUAAACAUUAAUCUUUCCCCUGUUUUAAUAAUUUAUUUUCGUGUGGACACUAAUAAAGGAGAAGCUUGUCAUUAUUAGAGCCCUGACCUUUACAUGCAUUUUGGUUCAGUGAAGUGCCUACUCU
Molecule: messenger RNA, 3517 nt
Organism: Hemibagrus wyckioides
Lineage: Eukaryota; Metazoa; Chordata; Actinopteri; Siluriformes; Bagridae
Gene: tmem132a
Product: transmembrane protein 132A
Exons: 11
Coding region: 176-3064 (962 amino acids)
Source: RefSeq, a predicted model, not a curated record